CGGUACAAUAUCGUUCAACAUGGCAGACGAGAUAGAUGAUGAAGCGUGAAAGUGUUCCAAAGCUGUUAAUUUCUUGGUGGAACUGGAUCAGUAAUGCCUAACUGGUACUUUAGUAAAGAGGGAUUGUUACGAACGCCUUCCAGGCUUGAUGGCAUCGAUUACACGACUGAAAUACGCUACAGAAGAGAGGGAACCCGCUUCAUAAUGAACUGUGGAAAUCGAAUGAGAUUACGUUACGACACCAUGGCCACAGGAGCAGUUUACUUUCACAGGUUUUACAUGGUGCAGUCAUUCAAGAACUUUCCUCGAUGGGUUACAGGUGCAGCAUGCUUAUUUCUUGCUGGGAAGGUAGAAGAAACACCAAAGAAAUGCCGUGAUAUCAUUAAAACAUCCAAAAGUCUUUUGCAUGACAAUCAAUUUGAAACAUUUGGUGAGGAUCCAAAGGAAGAAGUGAUGAUGUAUGAAAGAGUUUUACUACAAACAAUCAAGUUUGAUUUACAAGUGGAACACCCAUACCCAAGUCUUCUCAAGUUUGGAAAAGCACUCAAAGGUGACCGUGCAAAGAUAAACAAGCUGGUUCAAAUGGCUUGGACUUUCUUAAAUGACAGCUUGUCUACCCCUCUGUGUUUGAGAUACAAACCUGAAGUCAUCUCAGUUGCCAUGAUAGCUUUAGCAGCAAAGUUCAACAACCAUGACUUACAAGCCACCUCUAGUACUCCUGGCAAAACAUGGUACCACUCAUUCACCAAGGGGGCUACAGAGUCUGUGGUUGAAGAUAUUUGUGAUCUGAUGCUGGAACUCUAUGGUGGUGAAAAAAAGAAGGGAAAAACAGAAGCCAGUGAUGAAGGAAGCUCUUCAAACCAUUCUAGUCCAAUGAUUAACCCCAGUCCACCAGCUGCUAAGAAGAGAGUGAGUUUUUCUUGUUAAAGUGCCCCUGUGAUCAAAAUUUUCGUACAUCAUCUUUUUCCAUUUU
Molecule: messenger RNA, 973 nt
Organism: Stylophora pistillata
Lineage: Eukaryota; Metazoa; Cnidaria; Anthozoa; Scleractinia; Pocilloporidae
Biological process (GO): regulation of transcription by RNA polymerase II
Molecular function (GO): cyclin-dependent protein serine/threonine kinase regulator activity
Source: RefSeq, a predicted model, not a curated record